UCAAAAGUGCAUAGCUCGCUGUUUAUUUUGUUGUUCUCUCUUCAAAUAAAAGCUUUCCACCUUCAUCAAUCUCUAAAUCAGGCAAAAAGAAACCUCUUUGAAUGAGCAAUUAUUUGCCAGUUUAAUUAAAUCAUAAAAACAAAAGGUAUUUUGCUUCCUUUCAUAUCUACAUAAAGCAAACCCACUACCUCCCUUAAUACCUUUCCUCCCUUUUGAACCCAAUGUCUCUCUUUCUCACCAAGUUUAGCAUCCCCCUUCGCCUUAGCCGCCAAGAAAUUCGCUCCAAGCUUCCCUCAUUCCUCCCUCCCUACAUAUUUGAACAACCCACCAUUGCUUUCCUCUCAUUGAUACUUUGAGAGAAAUCAGAAAGCCCAAGUUUCAGAAGCUCUAUUCAGAGUUUUAUACAGAGAGGGAUGAGUCCAGAUUGGGGGCCGGUGGCCGUUGCUGUGGUUCUGUUCAUCCUCUUAUCUCCUGGAUUACUAUUCCAGCUACCAGCGAGAACAAGGGUGAUGGAGUUUGGGAACAUGUCUACAAGUGGGAUUGCUAUUCUAAUUCAUGCCGUCAUUUACUUUUGCAUAAUCACUAUCUUGGUCAUUGCUAUUGGCAUUCAUAUACAUGUAAAUUAAUUAUUUAGUCAGAAAAUUCUACAAAGAUGGGCUCUUUUUGCUCCAUCUUUCUCUC
Molecule: messenger RNA, 681 nt
Organism: Tripterygium wilfordii
Lineage: Eukaryota; Viridiplantae; Streptophyta; Magnoliopsida; Celastrales; Celastraceae
Exons: 1
Coding region: 414-626 (70 amino acids)
Source: RefSeq, a predicted model, not a curated record